GGUAACUUCGAGCAGUAAAUGCGUUUCGAUUUUUUCUUGCUAUAAGCACUAAUUCGUGUUGUCGAUUGCAGCAUUAAUACUGCAUCGGACAUAAACAUCAACAAGUAUCGAAUUAAGUCAAUGAGUGGACCUUCUUCAGUAAAUGCUAAGACGUCACUUUUUGUGAAACAUCGAUGUACUACCAUUUUCGGACGAGGGCACUCAAAUCUAACGAAAACGGCUACUCGUGGCACACGACCCACAUCGCUAUCUUCACAGACAAAACACCUGAAUUCUUGAACACAGGCGCACAACCCGAAAACGUACUCAAAGAAGCACCUGCAGCCGAACGGAUGCAGCGCGAUUUUGCACAGACAUCGUGAAAAAAAACGAAACAAACACCUUCAACGUUGCAUUGUAAAUGAAGUAACAUCAUCUAUCAAUAUCAACAUCAACAUCAAAGGAGAUGAACUAGAACGCAGUAAACGAAUUAUCCAGACCACUGAGAUUCAAGUUUUUUUUGGUGCGAAAUACCAGAUUGAUGUACGGCGAACAAGAGCACAUGCACAGAAAAUAAGCUUCUGAAUGAAAGUUCAGACAGGCCUUUGCGACCAGUAGGUAGGUCGCAUUCACGCAGAAGCAGAACGUCAUGCAGACUAAGAGCCAAUUUGGAACCACAGGAGCUACUUUUCGAUACACAAAGAUGGUGCUGCAUACCUUCUUCUCGGCUGACCGCGGGUGGGAAUCUGUCUCCGCGUAGAGAGCAAGAAUUUCUCUACUGCUCUUGCAGGCGAGAAGAGAAGGAUCUUCAACCCAAAUUAUCAGGAAUCCGUAUCUUCCGGGAUACGGAUUGAUCAUAGGGACAAGUGAGUCGUAAACGUCCUGUGGAAGUGGCGAUAGCGACCAGCACGAAGACCGCGAAACUAGAAUUCGAGAUAUCUUCAACGACUAGGAUUCUUCAUACCAGCAGGGAAGACGAGGUGGUCCAGUAGUUCGAAAAGCACAACAAGAACAAUGACGAAUCCUACUUCAGGAGUACCAACACCGCACCAGCACAUGACGGGCUCGUCAUCGACGCGGUCACGGUCAGGGCGAACGUGGAGACAAGCAAUGACGUCAGCCCUAGGAUACGGGAACUCGACACCCUCAGUAUCCUCAUUGCCAUCAUCCACGAAUUCACAACCGCAUCCAACGACGCUCCCUAUGCCGCCAGCAGAUGAAAACGAGGAUGACAAUGCGUACCCAAUCUUAACUCUUUUCAUAAUCAUAACCAGAAAAUUAACAUUCAAGCAGAAUCAGAAAAAUUUGUUCAACUUGUCAAAAAGAAAAACAAAAAGAUGAUGUAGUUGACUAAAAUUCAACUUCCCUCUUUAUCUUUUGACAGGCCCCCGUCAAGAGAGCUCUUGGAAAAACUGAAAGGGAAAGAAUUUAGACUUCGCUUGGAGAGCAUAUUCUACAACCUCGUGAUGGCGCGGAGGACGUACUUAUUUUACGGGAUGCUUUUUGCUUGUUGUGCCGAAGAACAUGUUGACUAUGAAUGAGGUGUGAUGGCAUCGAGAUCGAGCUUCCUUUAAAACUUCUCGCGUAACAAGUAUGCUGGGUACUGCGGUUCUUAAUAUUAUAUCAUCAUCUUGUUCGAUCUCGCUGUUAAUUUUGAUCGGUUUAUGUUUGUCUUCAUCUGGGAGGUGCUUAGAAUCAUUCGUCGCUACUACAUUUCCCCUUGUAGGUACCUGAAUCACGCAGACGAGAAUUGGCAAACAUUUCUAGAUCGGGUGCAGGAAGCUUACGAGUUUUUUGAGGGAGGAACUCCACAGCGAGGCUAUCGUGACAAUUUCACGAUCGAGAAUUACCGAAUGCUCUUUCAGAGAGAAUCCUCCGCUUAUCGGGAUGAUGUUUGUCGUGGCGUGAAGCGCAUACGUGAUGGCAUGUGGGUCAAUGGGGAAGAGGUAGUCACAGUGUGCAGUGAUUGAAUGUAAAUACUAGACCAAGAACGACGAGGUGAGGAUGCAACUUUUCUACUGUAUGCUGUGGUCGUGCUGUUGCUCCACAGUCCUGUAGUUUUGAUAGAAGUCAAGUGGAAAAAAGCUACUACUACUUCUUGCUGCAUGUCACAUUCAAUUUCAGGUAAAGUUCCCGCAAGGCCUAGUAGAUGAGGGCUUCGAGCUAGCGGCUAGGGGAGAACGCCUGAUGGACCUUGUUUUUACGAUAGACGAUGCGGAAAUGCACCGGAAAAGUACUUCCCUUUAUCUGCCCCUCAACUUCGACGAUCUUUCGUAGUCUGCUUUGGAUUUAGUUACACGUGUGACAUUGUUUUAAUCUUUCCUAGCCCUCCCUUUUGUUUCUUGGAUUAAUUUAUCACUGAUAAAAACCAAUCGGCCAUCAACUAUUACUCUUUGCAAGCAGUUGACGACGUGCACCCUACGACACGAGCGACAACAGUUCAACGAUUCAUCUAUGCGUUAAGGAGCUUCGACAGACGCUACGUCAUUUUCGAAAAGAACUACAUUGAGGCACUCAUCGCAGUGGAGAAACAGAGCCGUAAUAGAUUUUUGUUUUUGCUUUGGUUGCUUUUUUCUUAGGAAUACUUACAUUUCUAUCAUAAUUAUGUAUGAUUUAAUUAUACCAGCACCAAAAGUAGUAGUACUAGUAGCUCUGAAUUUUUGUUAGGGAGGUUCUUAACCGCAAUUUCCCUUUUCCCCAAAUAUCGUCGAAUCAUUGAUCCACAGGUUCCCUCGUGCAAAGAAUAGCAGAGUUGAUUCAGCAACUGGAUGAUAGCGGAGAGAAAGUAAAUCAGGAGCUACUCGAUCAUAUGGCAGAGCUCAACAAAAAGUCUCGAGACUGCUUCAACUGUAAGUACAACUUUGAUAUUAUGCGCACAGUGCUUCUGAAAAGCUACGAGAAAUCGAUCCAUGAACGACUCUGGUAUUUACCAGCAGAGUUGCUGGAACGAUUCGAGGAUAUCUGCAUCUACUUGAAGGAACUUUUGCCAAAGAUUCUGCGAGUACAUCCAAAGUUGGAACACAACCCCGGCCUAGUGCAGCGCCUAGAAAAAUUCCACGACACGUACUAGAUUUUAUGACAAUCAUUUUUGAUUUGCAGAAUUGGUCUUCAUUGCUUCAUUCUUAAGUAAAUCGGGAUCUUCUUUGUCUUACUUGAUGUAGUUCCCCAACAACAGCACCUCAAACCAUUCGCACCAUCAUCAAAGGUAUCAACGAGUGUGCGAGUGGGUCAACGUCCAGGACAAUCCGAUGAGCAAUUUUUGCCACUUCCUAGAUGAGAUCCUGUCAGAAGAUCAGAAAAAAAAUCUCGAUGGUUCGGUGGACACGAUUCUUCUAAUUCCGCGUCUGUUCUGCCUCUACGUGUGGUAAUUUUCUAUUCUUUAUUGUUUUCGAGAUGAACAAGAACAAGUGUGUGCAGAAGUCGGGGGAGUGCUCAGCCUCACACCCUCGUCCCAGUUUUCAGUCAUCAUGUCUAAGACCAACAAGUAGGUACGUACUUAUUUCCAUCGAUUCUCCAUGCUACAAUGAUUUUACUCUUUCCUAAAAUAAUGUCACCUUGUUCUUCAGGCAUCAACGAAUGGAACUAGAGUCUGGCACUACUACAGCAUUGACCCGUCUCGUUCACGAAUUGCAUCCGGAGCUCCUCGUAGAUCUAUCGAGGUGUUUGUGUGGCACGGAUUGGGAGAACGGGGCGAUUGAGGAUCUCGCGAAAGAGGUGGUGGAGCGCGGCAUUGAUAGGCCUCACCCCAGCGAACUUAGUAAAGACUGGGAAGUCUUUAGCAUGCAGUUGCAGCGUAACAAUCCCAGCGCUUGGAACAGUUUCGUUUCGGUCAUCCUGCACGAGGACCCGGACGAAGAGGAGCGCAAUGCGCGACCCCGAUUGCCGAGCGUCUAG
Molecule: messenger RNA, 3873 nt
Organism: Amoebophrya sp. A25
Lineage: Eukaryota; Dinophyceae; Syndiniales; Amoebophryaceae
Source: the annotation of a GenBank genome assembly